UAUCCUAUGUUUCUCUGUUGACUUAAAAGCACACGAAGAGAUCUAAUAAGGUUUAUAGACCGAUCGGCUAACAUAUUUUGAAGGUUGGCAGUGAACUGAUUGAUAAUUGGAAGAAUGUGGGGUCUUCAGACCUAUGGCUUUGUGUUUUUCUUUGUUGUGCUUCACCACGCACACGGAGACCUUAGCUAUUCUGUACAAGAGGAGCUGAAACGCGGAUCUGUUAUUGGGAAUAUCGCCAAGGAUCUCGGACUCGAUGUGGGAAGAUUGUCUGCUCGAAAAGCUCGUAUUGAUCUGGAUGGAGGCGACAGACAAUAUUGCGGAAUUAACCUUCGAAGCGGGGAAUUGUUUGUUGCGGAGAGAAUAGACAGAGAGGAGCACUGCGCAGACAAACCCUCCUGUGUUCUUAAAUUCGACUUGCUAUUGGAGAAUCCAUUGGAGCUACACCGUGUGUCUCUACAGGUGCAGGAUAUAAACGAUAACCCACCAAUUUUUCAGAAGGACAAUGUGAAAUUGGAAAUUACAGAAUCAGCAGACAAAGGCGCAAAGUAUCGUGUAAAUGCAGCUCACGAUGCGGAUAUAGGCCAGAAUGCAGUUGAAAGCUAUGUUUUGCAAGAAAACCCCCAUUUUGCAUUCAAUAUUCAGACUACAAGUGCUGGAAAUAAAUAUGGUGAGUUGAUUUUGGAAAAGGAAUUAGACCGUGAGGAGCAGCAGGAAAUAAAAUUGGUGCUUACUGCUGUGGACGGUGGUUCUCCCAGAAGAUCCGGGACAGUAGUAAUACACGUCAUUGUGCUUGACGCUAAUGAUAACGCCCCGGUGUUUACGGAAUCAGUUUAUACAGCUAAGCUGCCGGAAAACUCACCUUUAAAAACAGUAGUUAUUAGUGUCAGUGCAUCAGACGCUGAUGAAGGUUUAAAUGGAGAGGUUUCAUAUGAAUUUAGCAGACUCUCUGAUAAAUCACGGAAGCUCUUUGCAAUAGAUGAGAAAACCGGAGAAAUAAUUGUAACCGGUGACAUAGAUUAUGAAGAAGGAUCCAAAUAUGAAAUGAAUGUCGAAGCAAAAGAUGGUUAUGGCCUUUCCUCAGAGGCAAAAGUCAUUAUUGAUAUCACUGAUGUAAAUGACAAUGCCCCGGUUAUGUAUUUGAAGUCACUGACUAACCCAAUACCUGAGAAUGUGUCACCUGGUACAGAGGUGGGCAUCAUUAAUGUACAGGAUAGAGAUUCAGAAAAUAAUAAACAGGUCCGCUGCUCCAUUCAGCAAGGUGUCCCUUUUAAGUUAGUUCCUUCUAUUAAAAACUACUAUUCUCUGGUGACCACAGAACAACUGGACCGUGAACUAGUGUCUGAUUACAACAUUACAAUCACUGCCACUGACGAGGGCUCUCCACCUCUGUCCUCCUCGAAAACUGUUCAGUUAUCUGUAGCUGACAUAAAUGACAACCCACCUGUGUUUGAGGAGCAGUCCUACAGCGCAUAUGUGACUGAAAAUAACAAACCUGGAUCCACUUUAUGUUCCGUUACUGCUCGAGACCCGGACUGGAGACAAAACGGUACAGUGAUUUAUUCUCUGUUACCUGGUGAGGUGAACGGUGCCCCGGUGUCCUCCUAUCUGUCUGUGAAUGGAGACACGGGAGUGAUCCACGCUGUGAGGUCUUUUGAUUAUGAGCAGUUCAGGAGUUUUAAAGUCCACGUGAUGGCCAGAGAUAACGGUUCUCCUCCACUCAGCAGCAACGUGACAGUCAGUGUGUUUGUAUCAGAUGUGAAUGACAACUCUCCUCAGAUACUGUACCCCACCCCUGAGGGAAACUCCUUCAUGACUGAGCUGGUCCCCAAAGCUGCCCACGGAGGCUCUUUGGUGUCCAAAGUGAUAGCUGUGGACGCGGACUCUGGACAGAACGCCUGGCUGUCCUAUCAAAUAGUCAAAUCCACUGAUCCUGGCCUUUUUACUAUUGGACUCCACAGUGGAGAGAUCAGGACACAGCGGGACAUUUCUGAAUCUGACAACAUGAAACAGAACCUUAUUGUGUCAGUGAAAGAUAACGGACAGCCUCCUCUCUCUGCCACCUGUGCCAUGUAUUUACUUAUUUCUGAUAACUUGGCUGAGGUUCCAGAACUGAAAGACAUUUCUUAUGACGAAAAGAAUUCCAAAUUAACCUCAUACCUAAUCAUAGCACUGGUGUCAGUUUCUACAAUUUUCCUUACGUUCAUCAUCAUUGUCAUGGGUGUGAGGUUUUGUCGCAGGAGAAAGCCCAGACUGUUGUUUGAUGGAGCAGUUGCAAUCCCCAGCGCUUAUCUGCCUCCUAAUUAUGCAGAUGUUGACGGAACAGGAACUUUACGCAGCACUUACAAUUAUGACGCCUAUUUGACAACAGGAUCUAGAACCAGUGACUUUAAGUUCGUUUCAUCUUACAAUGAUAACACUCUUCCUGCUGAUCAGACUCUGAAGAAAAGUCUAACAGACUUUUCUGACGCAUUUGGCGAUGGAGACUCUUCUCCUGAGGUAGGAACAGUUGCUUUACUUUAA
Messenger RNA from Sphaeramia orbicularis (orbiculate cardinalfish), 2520 nucleotides. Its product is annotated as protocadherin gamma-A12-like. The record is from RefSeq and is a predicted model, not a curated record. Gene Ontology annotation, cellular component: plasma membrane. Gene Ontology annotation, biological process: homophilic cell-cell adhesion. The transcript has a single exon. NCBI's taxonomy places the organism in Eukaryota, Metazoa, Chordata, Actinopteri, Kurtiformes, Apogonidae. Bases 115 to 2520 code for a protein of 801 amino acids. Gene Ontology annotation, molecular function: calcium ion binding.